GGUCCGGCGCCCGCCGCUCCGCCUGAGGGCCCGAGACCUGUCACUCCAUCUGGGGGUUCGGCGCCCGCCGCUCCGCCUGAGGGCCCGAGACAUGUAGUUCCCCCUGGGGGUCCGGGCGCCCGCCGCCGCCCCGCUGGGGGCCCGAGGCCCGUCGCCCCGCCAGGGGCCCGAGGCCCGUCGCCCCGCCAGGGGGCCCGAGGCCUGUCGCCCCGGCCAGGGGGGCCCGGUGCCUGUCGCCCCGCCCCGGGGGCCCGGUGCCUGUCGCCCCGCCCGGGGGGUCCCGGUGCCUGUCGCCCCGCCCGGGGCCCGGUGCCUGUCGCCCGAUGUGCCUCUGCCCCGCCCGGUGUGCCUCUGCCCGAGUCCAGCCCGGUGUGCCUCUGCCCGGAGUCCAGCCCGGUGUGCCUCUGCCCGGAGUCCAGCCCGAUGUGCCUCUGCCCGGAGUCCAGCCCGAUGUGCCUCUGCCCGGUGUACCCGCUGCCCGGAGUCCUGCCCGGU
Molecule: messenger RNA, 495 nt
Organism: Staurois parvus
Lineage: Eukaryota; Metazoa; Chordata; Amphibia; Anura; Ranidae
Source: the annotation of a GenBank genome assembly